This is a messenger RNA of Lagenorhynchus albirostris (white-beaked dolphin), 1796 nucleotides long. RefSeq names its product paraoxonase 2 (gene PON2). Lineage: Eukaryota; Metazoa; Chordata; Mammalia; Artiodactyla; Delphinidae. The coding region runs from base 230 to 1336 and encodes 368 amino acids. Gene Ontology annotation, cellular component: extracellular region. The transcript has 12 exons. The record is from RefSeq and is a predicted model, not a curated record. Gene Ontology annotation, molecular function: arylesterase activity.
CGGGCCCGGCCGAGCUAGGCGGCGCGGCUUCCGCGCCAUGGGACGGUUGCUGACUCUGAGCUUGCUGGGGAUAGCGCUGGCGCUCCUGGGCGAGAGGCUCCUGGCGCUCAGCUGCAGCUUCAUCUGCUCAUAAAGGGAUGCCAGGAGGAGGAACAGUGUCUAUGCAACAGGAAGCAUCAGAGUUGGAGGAGGAACAUUUACUGACCCUUAGAGUAUUUUGAAAAGCAGCAUGUUCCCACCUCCACAUAAAGAAAGGCUCUUCAAAAACAGGAAUCGACUUAAAGCCUCCCGAGAAGUAGAAUCUGUAGACCUUCCAAACUGCCACCUGAUUAAAGGAAUCGAAGCCGGCUCUGAAGAUAUUGACAUACUUCCCAAUGGUCUGGCUUUCUUUAGCGUGGGUCUAAAAUGUCCAGGCCUCCACAGUUUUGCACCAGAUAAGCCUGGAGGAAUACUAAUGAUGGAUCUAAAAGAAGAAAACCCAAGGGCACUGGAAUUAAGAAUCAGCCGUGGAUUUAAUUUGGCUUCAUUUAAUCCACAUGGUAUCAGCACUUUCAUAGACAAUGAUAACACAGUUUAUCUCUUUGUUGUAAACCACCCAGAAUUCAAGAAUACAGUAGAAAUUUUUAAAUUUGAGGAGGAAGAGAAUUCUCUUUUGCAUCUAAAAACAAUCAAACAUGAGCUUCUUCCAAGUGUGAAUGAUAUCAUAGCUGUUGGACCAGCACAUUUCUAUGCUACCAAUGACCACUAUUUCUCUGAUCCUUUCUUAAAGUAUUUGGAAACAUAUUUGAACUUACACUGGACAAAUGUCGUUUACUACAGUCCAGAUGAAGUUAAAGUGGUAGCGGAAGGAUUUGAUUCAGCAAAUGGGAUCAAUAUUUCACCUGAUAAAAAAUCUCCAAAAGAGGGACCUCAGUCUGCUUCAUCUUUGAAUCCUCAUACCGAGCACAGCCAGUCACAAAGCACAUGGUACAUCUAUGUUGCUGAUAUAUUGGCUCAUGAAAUUCACGUUUUGGAAAAACACCCUAAUAUGAAUUUAACUCAAUUGAAGGUACUCAAGUUGGAUACACUGGUGGAUAAUUUAUCUAUUGAUCCUUCCUCGGGGGACAUCUUGGUAGGCUGUCAUCCUAAUGGCCAGAAGCUCUUCGUUUAUGACCCGAACAAUCCUCCCUCAUCAGAGGUUCUCCGCAUCCAGAAUAUUCUAUCUGAGAAGCCUACAGUGACUACAGUUUAUGCCAACAACGGGUCUGUUCUCCAGGGAAGUUCUGUGGCCUCGGUGUAUGAUAGGAAGCUGCUUAUAGGCACUUUAUACCACAGAGCCCUGUAUUGUCAACUCUAAAUGGUCCUUUUGCUAUGCAGGCAUGCUAUCUUCUCUUAACAAUUUUCUAUGAAUUGCUAAUUCUGGGGGAGUUUAACCAGCAUCGUUGACCCAGAAAUGUAUGACAUGUAUAGUAAAUUUAUUUCAGUAUUGAAAGCCCCCCUUCAGUUCACAUAGCACUUUUAACGCAAAAGGAAAGUGAACAGUUUUUAAAAUUGCCAAGUAAAGGUGAGAGAAGAGAGCUGCUUUCAGUAAAGUGAAUACACUUUGCAUAAAAUAAGCCUGCUUUCCAACUGCCAGAGCAUGAAUUCCACCGAAACGGGGUAGAUUAUAUUUCCUUAAAAUGUAAGUGACCUCAGCUCCACCAGUGUGACCACUGUGACUCAGAACUACUGAUAGGUAACAUGUUUUGAUGUUUUGUACUUACAUCUUUGUUUACUAUUAAAGAGUUGGAGUUAUAUUAAAGACUAACUAAAAUCCA